Sphaerodactylus townsendi is the source of this 1532-nucleotide messenger RNA. RefSeq names its product tektin 1 (gene TEKT1). Lineage: Eukaryota; Metazoa; Chordata; Lepidosauria; Squamata; Sphaerodactylidae. Gene Ontology annotation, biological process: cilium movement involved in cell motility; cilium assembly. Bases 176 to 1384 code for a protein of 402 amino acids. The transcript is spliced from 8 exons. Gene Ontology annotation, cellular component: nucleus; microtubule cytoskeleton. The record is from RefSeq and is a predicted model, not a curated record.
AUUAGCGUAUGGCGCGGCGGGACCGAGUCGGGCUCGAGACGGUCUCACGAGGACACUGAUUGGCUGCGGCGGGCUGGUGUGGCUCCGCGAUUGGCUGUGGCCGGAGGUUGGCUUCGCCAGAUCUCCAGGUUCUUCCAAUUCCCGGCUUGUCUCCCGAGUUCUUUCAGAAAAGGCCAUGGCCAAGCUGUUGCAGGUGCCCCCCAGGUUUCUCCCCCCAGAAUGGUACAUUGCCAACAAGACCCAGUAUUCCACUGCUGAGGCCCAGCAAUCCCGCUCAGAGCGCCUCGUGGAUGAGAGCCAGCGGCUGGUGGAUGAGAUUGACAGGACGACGCAGAAGACCCAAAGUGAUGUGAACAAGAGAAUAGAGCAGAGGCUAGAAGAGAUAAAAUUCUGGAAGCAGCAGCUGGAUGACAAACUCGACCAGGUUGUGAAAGAGACAGAGGUGCUUUUGACCUUUAGAACUCGGCUGGAGAAGGCCUUGGAAGGCUGCAAAGAGCCGCUCUUCAUUGUACAAGAGUGUCUCCUAAACCGGGAGCGGCGGGUUGGGAUCGAUCUGGUCCAUGACGAGGUGGAACAGGAGCUGAUCAAAGAAGCCGAGGUCCUCCAAGGUGUGAUUGCUCUGCUGGAACGCACCCUGGAACAAGCCAACGAGCAGAUUCGGCUAAAUCGCGCUGCCAAAUACAACCUGGAAAUGGACCUGAAGGACAAAUAUACUGCAUUGACCAUUGACAAUUACUGCUCCAGCUUGAACAAUAACACGCCGGAUAUCCGAUAUGCCCAGAAUGUCACGACGGUGGAUGACAGCUCAGUGAGCCCUGAGGAAUGGCUCGAGUUCUCAAAUGCGAAUGUCGAAAAGGCCGACAAACAGCGGAACAAUUCCUUGGCCCUCCGUGCCUUGAUCGACAGCAUCCUGUCCCAGACGGCGAGCGACAUGCGCAAACAGAACAAGACGGUGAACGUUGCUUUUCAGAACAGGGUGAAGGAGACGAAGGAUGCGAAAGCCAAGCUAGAGAUGCACCUGGCAGAGGUGAUGGAGCAGAUCAGUUCCCAAGAGAAGAAUAUUGCUGCCCUGAAGAAAGCCAUCCUCGACAAGGAAGGGCCGGCGAAGGUGGCGGCGACGCGCCUGGAGACUCGGACUCACCGGCCCAACGUGGAGCUCUGCCGAGACCCGGUGCAGUACCGACUCAUCAAAGAGGUGCACGAAAUCAACCACAACAUUCAGAGGCUGACGGACACACUGGCUCAGGCUAAAGUAGAACUGAAAGGGCUGUGCCGGCAGCAGCUUUCCCUGGAAGAGGAGAUCCAAGUCAAAGCAAACACCCUGUACAUUGACGAAGUGCUUUGCAUGCAAAUGAGGGAGUCCAUCUGCAUCCACAACUUCUAACGCCUCAAUGCCACCCGGGCCUUAGUUAGCCCUACACAGAACUGCUUGGAUUGACCGCUUGAAACUGCCUAAAUUUCACCCCCGCCUUUGCAUUGACUGAAUGCCUGCUGUACGCUUGAAAUAGAAAAAAAUAAAUUAGGGAACAUCA